This is a messenger RNA of Gloeophyllum trabeum ATCC 11539, 537 nucleotides long. RefSeq lists its product as uncharacterized. Bases 1 to 537 code for a protein of 178 amino acids. The transcript is spliced from 2 exons. Lineage: Eukaryota; Fungi; Basidiomycota; Agaricomycetes; Gloeophyllales; Gloeophyllaceae. The record is from RefSeq and is a predicted model, not a curated record.
AUGAAGGACGUACCUCACGCGCGCCGCCGCGAUCCCACAGCCAUCCCCCUCAGGCGCCUACACCUUCCUUUCAGCAAAUACGGGACGAAUCGGCUCCCUGCGAGCGAGGUCAUCGUGCAGAACAGGGGCGCGACACCCAGUCCGUUCGCCAGAGUGUCGACACCUCCGGUUGGCAACGACAGGACGUAUCAACACCCCGCGACCGCGGUCAUCGUGCCCUCGACAACGUCGACGCUGCCCACUCUCUCUGCCACGUCUCUGGAAACCGCCACCGAGGUUCCCGACCAGAGACACCACCCAUUGAUGUCCCGUGAGUGGUAUCAUCGUGCUGUCCUCUGCCGCUUCGAUGCUGACCUGUGCUUCUCGACUCGAUCCUUGGGCAACAAAGACGGGACGUACCUCCUUCCCCAUGAACGGCGCGCGUGCCCGCCCUCUCGUCACGGCCAGCGUGUCGUGUGCCGUGGCCCCGGGCCUGCGAUUAUGGGACAAGUCAUCGUCCCUCGCGCAACGGACUCUGGCGGCUACGACGACGACUGA